Molecule: messenger RNA, 632 nt
Organism: Diospyros lotus (date-plum)
Lineage: Eukaryota; Viridiplantae; Streptophyta; Magnoliopsida; Ericales; Ebenaceae
Product: NADPH--cytochrome P450 reductase-like
Exons: 4
Coding region: 69-347 (92 amino acids)
Cellular component (GO): cytosol
Molecular function (GO): FMN binding; flavin adenine dinucleotide binding; NADPH-hemoprotein reductase activity
Source: RefSeq, a predicted model, not a curated record
GGAUGAUUAUGCUGCUAUGGAUGAUCAGUAUUAGCAGAAACUGAAGAAAGAAACUUUUGACAUUUUUCAUGUUGGCAACUUAUGGAGAUGGAGAGCCAACUGACAAUGCUGCAAGAUUUUACAAAUGGUUGACUGAGGGAAAUGAAAGGGAAGCCUGGCUUCAACAUCUCACUUAUGGUAUCUUCGGUCUAGGUAACCGUCAAUAUGAACAUUUCAACAAGAUUGGGAAGGUGGUAGAUGAACAACUGAGCGAACAAGGUAUGAAGUCACUCUCUAUCAAUGAAUUGGAAGAUCCCAAGCACACCUUAAUACUGUUUUAUGUUUUUGAAGGUUCUUUGAAUUAUUAACCUAAAACUUGCUUCCCUAUGUCUGACUUGUGGAGGUUCUUCAACUUUUUUCUUUAAUUAUUACUUAUCACUCUUUCAUGAGGGUCUUUGAUAGCAGAGGUAAAGUUGCUUUUUUGUGAUUAGAAGGUCAUAAGUUCAUUUUACCAUACAUGAUUUCUGAAAUAACUGGGAUUUUGUACUUAAUACUUACAGAAUCAUAUUCUUUACAGGCAGUAUUAAGGCAUAGCUACACAGGUUCCAAAAAAUACGUGUCAUGUUCCUUGUAUUAUCAGCCACUUUGAAAUA